Messenger RNA from Uncinocarpus reesii 1704, 870 nucleotides. RefSeq lists its product as uncharacterized. The record is from RefSeq and is a predicted model, not a curated record. Bases 1 to 870 code for a protein of 289 amino acids. The transcript has 4 exons. NCBI's taxonomy places the organism in Eukaryota, Fungi, Ascomycota, Eurotiomycetes, Onygenales, Onygenaceae.
AUGGUUCCUGCAAAUCUAGAAUUUUCUGGGAAGCUUGCCUGCGAGGCGAGCUUUACCACCCUCGCACCGUUACAAAAAGCCUCGGUGCAAAUUUGCCCAGAUGAUCUCAUCCCGGCCAACCAAGAGGCGUUGAAAUAUCAUUCAGCUGCUCGAUGUGGGAUAGAUCCCGUCUUCGAAUCGACAAGCUUGCCAGUGAUCGAGUUGAAAGGAAAACGAUUGUCAGAUCUUGAUGAUGAUGACCGUUGCGAGAGAGGUCGCCGCGGCCACUCCUUGCCACCUGUCCUCUCAGCUCUUCCCCAUGCUCUCCAUUAUGCAACGAUGAGAAAUUGCCCAAUGGCCCGGACUCGGUUUGUGCCGAUAUCGAUCAUCCAUCGAGUCUUGGUGAAAUCUGAUCAUCGCAACCUCCGCGGUUCCGAGCAACAUAGAUCAUCCGGCAGAGCGUUCAAGUCAACAACAACAACAACAAAGCUCCCUAUCCAAGCUUCUAACUCUGACCAGUUCCUGUUGAUUUCUCCGCCAGCUCCGCCGGGACCCUCCAUCCAGGUUACUAAUUUUGGAGCUCCUGGUGGAGAAAAAGGGGGAGACGACCAUAUUAUUAAUUCUUAUCUCGCCGUCCGGUGUCGCAGGACUGAGGACGCAAGGUUAAGCGCUGAGAUCCCAGCACCAAGCCUCAAUCACAAUAGCCUAAUCGGACUCCUGGAUCACCAGAGCAGCAGAGCUGUUCCAGCUAGCUCCCGGGUCGGGACUCCGGGGAAACUUCGAACUCAGACACUCGUUGUGAAGGUCUGGAACCCCCAGACGCUGGCACUUGGGAGUCGGACUAGCCGUCCAGAUUCAGCCGUCCAAGCGAGAAGCUGGGGAAUAGCCUAA